AUGUCGUCCUCGCAGUCGCCGGAGCUCUGCACGCCGGGGACGCCCUCCCCGGUCCUCAGCGUCCGCAUCGUCUCGCUCGACUACUACAUGGCGCCGCCCCUCCCGGGCUUCGGCUUCUCCCGCAGCCCCUUCCACGGAGAGGAGGUGCCGGUGGUCAGGAUCUACGGCUCCACCCCCGCGGGCCAGAAGGCUUGCCUUCACAUCCACCGGGUGCUGCCAUAUUUUUAUAUACCUUGUCCAGAGGAGCUGCUCUGUAAUCUAGAAAAAGGUGAGUCAUAUAUAACUGGUCUCUUGAGUGACCUUGAGAAAGCUUUGCAGGCUUGCGGACCAUCAAAACGGAAGCAUGUGCAUGGAUGUAACCUUGUUAGAGCAAAGAAGUUGUACGGUUACCAUUCGUCCGAGGAGCUUUUUAUGAAGAUCUAUCUAUAUUACCCUCAUGAAGUUUCUCGAGCUGCUUCCCUUGUGUUGAGUGGUGCUGUUUCUAAUAAAGCAUUUCAGCCUUAUGAAUCUCACAUUCCAUAUCUUCUUCACUUUUUGGUUGACUACAACUUGUAUGGAAUGGGACAUAUACAUGUCAAAGACUUCAAGUUUCGUCCUCCAUUGCCAGAUGAUUUUCAUCCUAAGUCAUUUUUUCGGCGCUACCUCUUCCGUUUAACUGAAGACUCUGUUGCCAUGGCUCUUCACUGCUGCUUGGGUGGUUCUCCUGCUGGCUUCCAUGUUGUAUUCGAAAGUGAUCGUCAUUUUCGCUUCUCAGUUAGCAAUAAGCAAGUUGGUUUUCUGAUUCGAUCUCUCAAGCGAAUCACCAUAGAGCAGUUUGAUGUUUAUUUCCAUCUAUGGCACGAUGGUGGUGCCAAUUGGGUGAAAGAAAAAAUCAAGUGGCAGAAAGAAGAAGAGAACAGCUGGACCAUCCAGACAAAUCGCAAGAACAAGCGGAAUUCUGCUCGCAAGAAGGUUUCAUUUCAUCACAAGCUCGUCCAAGACUCACCAAUCACCAAAUCUCAGCCAAGAGAGCUCAACUCGGUAAUCAAGAUUGGUAGUUUUUAUUGCCCUUUUGAUCCUAUAGAUUCCUCCUUAGUUCGGGAUUUCACUGAGGAUUCUCUUCCUUUGGACCGGGAGUUUGGUACUGAUUCUUCUCAAUUCAACAAAGAUUUUCACAAAGGGCCUCGAAGUUCUUCAGGUAGCAACAGAGAUGUUCCAGUGUACUCUGUUUUUCAAAAACUCAAAAGAGAUCUUCGCAUUGAUGAGAAUGGUGGUCGUUCCAAAUGCCCCAUGCAGUAUAAAGAAGCCAUUAAUGGGAAUGCCCCCCAAGGUGAUCGCUUUAUCUUCCCCUCUAAUGCUUCCCGCUGUUGCUUUAGAUGCCUAAGUCCAGGGCACUUCGUCAGAGAUUGUUUUAGUGAUAUUCGCUGUAUCUACUGCUUUAACUAUGGUCACAAGGCCCGAGUCUGUGUUAAACGGCGGGUUGCCGCAAAACUUAAAUGGGUUUCAAGGUCCAGUAAGCCGCCCUCGUUCAUGGAGCCAAGCCACACUCUUGCUGAACCCUCCAUCCAAUGGAAUCACACCACCACCCCAAGUGUUGGUGCUUGUGUCACUCAGAUCCUGCCAGCUCCUGAAGACCACCAACCAACUCUAAAGAUAGCAACUCAGCUAGUAGAGCUUUCCCCUGCAAGAAAUGCCCCUGUCACAAAAGUUUACUACAGGAAAAGACUCAAGAACAAAGCCAUAGAAUCUGAAAUUCAGCUAAGACAGAACAAGUUUUCCUGCACCUCCCUCAAGAUUAUGCUCUCAUAA
This is a messenger RNA of Miscanthus lutarioriparius, 1788 nucleotides long. Lineage: Eukaryota; Viridiplantae; Streptophyta; Magnoliopsida; Poales; Poaceae. The record is from the annotation of a GenBank genome assembly.